AUGAGCCAACUACUCACGGCGCGGCAGGCCGAGGAGCUGCACAAGUCCAUCAUUGCCUACCUUGCCUCCGUGAAUCUGUCUCACAGUUCAGAAUCUCUGCGAGAGGAACUUGGGGAUUCGAUCACACUUGACGAUGCUACGAUUAAAAAGUACGAGGGGCUCUUGGAAAAGAAAUGGACGAGUGUCGUCCGGCUGCAGAAGAAGAUUAUGGACCUGGAGUCCAAAUGCGCCGCUCUUCAGUCUGAAUUAGACUCUGCAACACCGACUUCCCUUUCGCGGCGAAAUCAAGACCCUACGUCCUGGCUGCCUCGAGCUCCUCCCCGUCACACUUUAGAAUCCCACCGUCUACCAGUCAACUGUGUCGCCUUCCACCCGGUCUUCUCCUCUCUCGCUUCAGGCUCGGAAGAUACAACGAUUAAGAUCUGGGACUGGGAACUGGGUGAAUUGGAAAGGACAGUCAAGGGUCACACCAAAGCAGUACUCGAUGUCGACUACGGCGGUCCUCGGGGCGGUACGCUGCUGGCCUCGUGCUCAUCUGACCUUACAAUCAAGUUGUGGGAUCCAUCUGAUGAAUAUAAGAAUAUCCGAACACUACCAGGCCAUGACCACAGUGUCUCCGCUGUGAGAUUCAUUCCGUCCGGUGCAGCUGGCUCUCCCAUAUCGGGGAAUCUACUAGUUUCUGCUUCUCGAGAUAGAACACUACGGAUAUGGGAUGUGACUACAGGCUACUGUGUGAAAACACUGCAGGGUCAUGUAGACUGGGUUCGUGAUGUCGUGCCUACCAUUGAUGGACGCUUUCUCUUUUCUGCAGGAAACGAUCAAAUCCCUCGACUCUGGGAUGUAUCCUCGGGGGAAACAAAAGCCACCUUCCUCGGUCACGAGCAUGUUAUUGAAUGCGUUGCAUUUGCGCCUUCCACGAGCUAUCAACACCUCGCAUCUUUUGCUGGUUUGAAGAAGCCCCCACCGGCCUCCUCGUCGGCGGAGUUCGUUGCCACAGGUUCUCGUGACAAGACAAUUCGAUUGUGGGACUCUCGAGGUACACUGAUCAAAACGUUGGUGGGACAUGAUAAUUGGGUGCGCGGACUCGCCUUCCAUCCAGGCGGGAAAUACCUCCUGUCGGUUUCAGACGAUAAAACGCUUCGCUGCUGGGAUCUUACCCAGGAAUGCAAGUGUGUCCGGACCAUCUCAGAUGUCCAUGGUCACUUCGUCAGUAGUCUGCGAUGGGCCCCUUCAUUGAUCAAAGAUGGAGGUGCAAGUGGGGAGAAUGGUGCCAACGGGGCAUCGCCGUCCAACGGCGUUAGAGACGAUCCCAAGGCUCCAAGCAAAGUGUCUAUCAGAUGUGUCAUCGCCACAGGCAGCGUUGACUACAAUGUCCGGGUUUUUGCAUCUUGA
Aspergillus wentii DTO 134E9 is the source of this 1392-nucleotide messenger RNA. Its product is annotated as WD40 repeat domain-containing protein. Lineage: Eukaryota; Fungi; Ascomycota; Eurotiomycetes; Eurotiales; Aspergillaceae. The coding region runs from base 1 to 1392 and encodes 463 amino acids. The record is from RefSeq and is a predicted model, not a curated record. Gene Ontology annotation, molecular function: protein binding. The transcript is spliced from 3 exons.